This is a messenger RNA of Drosophila eugracilis, 2276 nucleotides long. Its product is annotated as neprilysin-1-like. Gene Ontology annotation, molecular function: metalloendopeptidase activity. NCBI's taxonomy places the organism in Eukaryota, Metazoa, Arthropoda, Insecta, Diptera, Drosophilidae. Gene Ontology annotation, cellular component: plasma membrane. The transcript has 2 exons. The coding region runs from base 78 to 2180 and encodes 700 amino acids. The record is from RefSeq and is a predicted model, not a curated record. Gene Ontology annotation, biological process: protein processing.
GGCAGUUGAACUAUAAUAAUCGCCUUCCGUGCUAUUUUCUAACUACAUAUUUCACAGCGUGGAAAUUUUCCUCCAAUAUGUUUUUUAACUUGCCCACGCUGCGUUCCGCGAUGUUCUGGGUGUUCUUUAUUUUUGUAAUCCUAAUGGGUUGCGAGGCCAGAAGCCUGGUAGAUGGGCCAGAUAAUUCCGGAAGCAAAGAUAAGCCAUCAAAUAAUUCUACGGCUGACUAUCUCCGACUCUAUGCCAACCAGAUGAAAUCAUACAUGAACUUAAGUGUCGCGCCCUGUGAAGAUUUCUACGAGUAUGCGUGCGGAAAUUAUCGGGUCGCAAAACCGGAUAGAUACUCAUCAAAAGGCCGGUCUAACUAUGGCGAUGUAAUUUAUAUCCUGAGCGAAGUUGUAGAGGAAUUGGUGGGCAGGACGGAUCUGGCGGAGGCACUCAAUGUGUCCAGCGAACUGAAGGUGGCCCAACAAUUCUACAAUGCCUGCCUAGAAGCAGAGCUCUAUCCAUUUAACGCCGCUGAUCCCGCUCACCUAAGUCUUAUUCGGUCAAUUGGAGGUUUUCCCGCCGUCGAUGGAGCCGCCUGGAAUGCGUCCAACUUUAGCUGGGUCAACAUGAGCUCACAUUUGACCAACUACGGAGCAAAUGGGCUGAUCCGAGAGGAGAUCUUACCAGUUUAUCCGUUUCCGCCUAACAUUAAACUACCCGAGCUUGGAUUCGAUCACAUCGUCCAAGAGGCCAAUAUCGCCAGUAAUUCUUCCCGUGCCUACCGUCUGAACGAAGAGCGAAUGCGUGGAUACCUGAGGUCCUUUAAUUUAACAGAUGAUAAAAUUACUGAAGUUAUCGACGGGGUUUUUGCGUUCUGGCGGGAUGCCCUUAAAGUGCCUGGCGAGUGCGAUAUUUAUUCGUAUUAUCCAGCUGAAAGUGAAUUCAAUCAAUCGACGAAUUACUAUGAUAUAUCCUGGAACGGACUCCACGCCGAUGAAAAUUUGUUUUGUGACUUUUAUUACGUGGAACUAGACAAGGUGUGCAACCGGCAUCCUGAGGCUGUGGCCAACUAUCUGGCAAUGCAGAUGCUCUAUAAACUUGACCCCAAACUUAAGGCACCCAAAGAACAAAAGGACUAUUGCUCAAUAACUCUGCUGACUUCCAUGUCGGUCCUCUUCAACAAACUCUAUAUGGAGUAUCAUUUUACCGAGGAAAAAAGGUUGGAGGUCUUUGAAAUUGUACAAGAACUUCGGAAAAGCAUUCGAAAGUCGCUUGAAAACGCCGAGUGGCUGGACACGGCGACUAGAGAUGAGGCGCUGCUCAAGGAGUCCGCGAUUGAACCGCACAUUGGUUCCUUUAAAGAUAAUGCUCGUUUAGAUAGCAUAAUCCGGGAGAUCAACAGCCUUAAAAUCGACAAUGAUAGCUUCGCCUCAACCAACAUUAAUCUGAAGCGCCUUACUAUCGACCUUGAACGCUUCAGCAGUCGCCACUUUGAGGAACUGGGAAAUGAUACCAAGCCUCAGAUGAUGCUACAAGGUAUGAAAGUGAUGGCAGCUUACUACAUUUUAGACAAUUCCAUCAACGUGAUGGCCGGCAUCCUGGAACCUCCCAUGUUCCACCGCUCCUGGCCGCUCGCACUGAAAUUCGGAACUUUGGGAUUCACUGUGGGCCACGAACUUACUCACGGCUUCGACACAACCAGCGCAUUUUAUGAUGGCAACGGAAAACGUCGCUCCUGGUGGUCGGAAAAGUCCCGACAGAGAUUCGAGGAACGAGCCGAAUGCUAUAUGGACCAGUACAGUAAAUACCUGAUACCAGAGAUUAAUCGCCAUAUUAACGGUAAAACGACAAUGGACGAAAACAUCGCUGACAAUGGUGGCUUGGGGCAGGCUCUGGCGGCCUACCGCAGCCACAAAGAACAAAUGCUACAGGACUCUGGAGAGGAACAGAUUAGCGAGCAGAUGCCAGGACUUGACAUCACCCCGGAGCAGUUAUUCUUUCUCGGUUUCGCACAGAUAUUUUGUUCCGACAAUAAGGAGGAGCACUACUGGAAGGAUUUGACCGAUGAACACACUGUUGAUAAGUACCGGAUUUUGGGAACCCUAUCCAACAACGAAGACUUCUUUCAGGCCUAUAAUUGCUCCGUUGGCAGUGGAAUGCGAACUGAGGCCAAAACUUGCAGGCUUUGGUAGACUAGUUAAGUAGAACGUCGUUGAAGAUGAAAAAUAAAUUUUGCCAUCAAUAUAAAUUAUCUGUAAAUUGUAUUACAGAUAAGCAGCAAUUUUCUA